Molecule: messenger RNA, 501 nt
Organism: Knipowitschia caucasica
Lineage: Eukaryota; Metazoa; Chordata; Actinopteri; Gobiiformes; Gobiidae
Source: the annotation of a GenBank genome assembly
AUGUCCGGGUCCCAGAGGUCUAAGUCCGGGUCCCAGAGGUCCGGGGGGGUCUCAGACCUCCGGGGCCAGUCUCAGAGGACUAAGUCCGGGUCCCAGAGGUCUAAGUCCGGGUCUCAGAGGUCCGGGGGGGUCUCAGACCUCCGGGGCCAGUCUCAGAGGUCUAGGUCCGGGUCUCAGAGGUCCGGGGGGGUCUCAGACCUCCGGGGCCAGUCUCAGAGGUCCGGGGCCGGGUCUCAGAGGUCCGGCCUCUGGUCUCAGACCUCCGGGGGUCUCGGACCUCCGGGGGGGUCUCAGACCUCCGGGGGGGGUCUCAGACCUCUGGGGCCAGUCUCAGAGGUCCGGGGCCGGGUCUCAGAGGUCCGGCCUCCGGUCUCAGACCUCCGGGGGGGUCUCAGAGGUCUGCGGCCGGGCUCAGAGGCCUGCGGCCGGGUCUCAGAGGCCUGGGGCCGGGUCUCAGAGGUGAGCCUGGUACUACAAGUGAGACACUUAGAGAAAUUUUGA